Chelonoidis abingdonii (Abingdon island giant tortoise) is the source of this 1131-nucleotide messenger RNA. The record is from RefSeq and is a predicted model, not a curated record. Lineage: Eukaryota; Metazoa; Chordata; Testudines; Testudinidae.
ACCGUUAAACAGAAAGGCAAGACUUUUCUGGCUGUUAUCAACCAAGUGUUUCCUGCAGAAGAGGACAGUAAAAAGGAUAUGGAGGAUAAUUGUUCACUAAUGUACUUAAAUGAAGCUACACUCCUUCACAAUAUCAAAGUGCGGUACUGUAAAGACAGAAUUUAUACCUAUGUAGCCAACAUUCUUAUUGCAGUGAACCCAUAUUUUGAUAUUCCUAAACUUUAUUCUUCGGAGACUAUUAAAAAGUAUCAAGGUAAAUCACUUGGUACAUUACCACCACACGUCUACGCAAUAGCCGAUAAAGCAUUCCGUGACAUGAAGGUACUCAAGAUGAGUCAGUCCAUCAUAGUUUCUGGAGAAUCAGGAGCUGGCAAGACAGAAAAUACAAAAUUUGUUCUGAGGUAUUUGACUGAAUCCUAUGGUACCGGUCAAGAUAUUGAUGAAAGAAUCGUAGAAGCCAAUCCACUCUUAGAAGCCUUUGGAAAUGCAAAGACUGUUCGCAACAACAAUAGCAGCCGUUUUGGAAAAUUUGUAGAAAUCCAUUUCAACAAAAAGAAUUUGGUGGUUGGUGGAUUUGUAUCACAUUAUCUUCUGGAGAAAUCCAGGAUCUGUGUGCAAGGCAAAGAGGAGAGGAAUUACCACAUCUUUUACAGGCUUUGUGCAGGUGCUCCUGAAGAUAUUAGACAAAAGCUGUAUUUAAGCUCUCCAGAUAACUUUAGGUAUUUAAAUCGUGGCUGCACUAGAUACUUUGCUACCAAAGACACAGACAAGCAAAUUUUGCAAAAUCGCAAAAGUCCUGAGUACCUAAAAGCAGGUUCCCUGAAGGAUCCUCUGCUAGAUGAUCAUGGAGACUUCAACAGAAUGUGCACAGCAAUGAAAAAGAUUGGCCUGGAUGAUGCGGAGAAGCUUGAUCUUUUCAGAGUAGUAGCUGGUGUCCUUCACCUUGGAAAUAUUGAUUUUGAGGAAGCUGGGAGUACUUCAGGUGGAUGCAUUCUGAAGAACAAAUCUAGUCAGUCUCUACAAUACUGCGCAGAAUUGCUAGGUUUGGAUCAGGAUGAUCUACGUAUCAGCUUAACUACCAGAGUCAUGCUUACAACAGCAGGGGGCACCAAAGGAACGGUUAUAAAGUAA